This is a messenger RNA of Corythoichthys intestinalis (scribbled pipefish), 2384 nucleotides long. Its product is annotated as zinc finger protein 501-like. Gene Ontology annotation, cellular component: nucleus. Gene Ontology annotation, molecular function: RNA polymerase II cis-regulatory region sequence-specific DNA binding; DNA-binding transcription factor activity, RNA polymerase II-specific. Lineage: Eukaryota; Metazoa; Chordata; Actinopteri; Syngnathiformes; Syngnathidae. Bases 155 to 1594 code for a protein of 479 amino acids. The record is from RefSeq and is a predicted model, not a curated record. Gene Ontology annotation, biological process: regulation of transcription by RNA polymerase II. The transcript is spliced from 3 exons.
UCCGUGUGCCCUCGCUACACUUGCAGUUCUUUUUUGUUCCCUUCUAACCAAACGAGCGCCUUCAGAGCAUUCUCAUCGGUGUCCAGCAGACGAAGAACAUCUUCACCCUGAGAAGCACAAUCCCCUCCACAUUAAACAGGAGGAAGAGUCGGAGAUGCUGUACAUCAAACAGGAAGCGGAGCCAGACACUCUCUGCAUGAAAGAAGAAGAACAGGAAGAUGAAAUCUCCAAGUUUCCAGUGACCGUCAGUGUGAAGAGUGAAGAAAAUGAAGGUCCAAGCGAAGAGGGCGGAGCAGAGAAACCUUCGUGCGACAGCCACUUUCAGCACCCGACAACAACAGAAGAGGGACAAUCGCAACCGGACGGCCUCUUGCCUCCGCUUUCGGACAACGACGACUGUCCUGCAGACGUCACUAAAGAAGAUCUUCACCCAAAGAAACACGAUCCCCUCCACUUUAAACAGGAGUCGGAGAUGCUGAACAUCAAACAGGAAUCUGAGCCAGUCAUUCCCUACAUUAAAGAAGAAGAACAGGAAGAGAACAUCACCAAGUGUACAGUGACCGUCAGUGUGAAGAGUGAAGAAAAUGAAGGUCCAAGUGAAGAGGGCGAAGCAGCGAAACCUUCGAUCGACACCUCAAAUCUGCACCCUACAACAAAAGAAGAGGAACGAUCUCAACCGGACAGCCUCUUAGCUCCGCUCUCGGACAGCGACAACAUAACGUCACACUCCUCUGACUAUAACACUGAUGAGGAGGACCAAAACGCUUGGAAAUCCUUAAACAAGUCAUCAUUGAAAAGAAGUGCAAAACAAUGUGCGGGUGGGAAACUGUUUGCCUGCACUCUUUGCAACAAAGGAUUUUCUCGGAAGCCUGAUGUCGUAAAGCAUAUGCAUACACACACUGGAGAAAAGCCUUUUGUCUGCACAUCUUGUGGUAAAAGAUUCAACGACAAGGGAAGUUUAAACAGACAUGCAAAAAAACACUCUGGAGAGAAGCCUUUCGCCUGCACUGUUUGCAACAAAGGAUUUUCUCGGAAGAAUCUGUUAGACAAUCACUCGCGUACUCACACUGGAGAAAAGCCUUUUGACUGCACAUCUUGUGGUAAAAGAUUCAACGACAAGGGAAAUUUAAACAGACAUGAACAAAAACAUUCUGGAGAGAAGCCUUUCGCCUGCACUUUUUGCAACAAAGGAUUUUCUCGGAAGUCUCAUUUAGAAAUGCAUAAGCGUACACACACUGGUGAAAAGCCUUUUGUCUGCACAUCUUGUGGUAAAAGAUUCAACGACAAGGGAAAUUUAAACAGACAUGCUAAAAAACAUUCUGGAGAGAAGAAGCCUUUCGCCUGCACUUUUUGCAACAAAGGAUUUUCUUGGAAGACUCAUUUAGAAAUACACAAGCGUACACACACUGGUGAAAAGCCUUUUGUCUGCACAUGUUGUGAUAAAAGAUUCAGGGACAAGGGAAAUUUGAGCCAACACACAAGAACACACAGUGCAGAGAAGCCUUUCACCUGCUCAGUUUGUCGAAAAAGUUUCCGUCAUAAAGGAACUUUAAGCAGACAUGCAAGAACACACAUUGGAGGGAAAUCUUUUUAAUGCUCUCUUUUUGGUAAAAGAGUCACUCGGAAGGGGCAUUUAGUAAAGCACGCAAGAAGCCAAACUGUGGAAAAACCUUCGAAUUGCAAUGUUUAGCAAGAUAAGGUAUGCAAAUUCCUGCCACACAUUUACAGUGGAAAAAGCUUUUCAAUUUUCUUUGUCAGUUUCCCUUGAGUCUCUUUUUAAAAAAGUGGUGAAAUGAUUUUGCAGGUCCUGGUCUUUUUCACAGCUUUCCAAUCUUCUUGUUUUUUUUUUUUUCUUCAAUUAAAUUAAUUGGGUUUAGUUUUGGUUACUUUAUAUCAAACCAAAUAUCAGAAUAUUAUAUCUUCUGUUGUAUAUUAUGAGUUUUCUGCUACUUUGUUUUACUCAUAUUUGGCUUUUGUCUCCUCCAUUUGUUGCGUUUGUAAACUCUGUUGAAAAAUGACCUCGAGUGUCUUGAAAGGUGCUUUGAAAUAAAUUAUAUUACACUGGUCAACAGUCAAAUUUGCGCAUUAAAUAUUGGUAUAUUUGUAGCUCAAGUGAGUUUGUUGAAUGUAUUGCAAGUGUCAGAAUAUAGAAAUUGGCUGUAGUUUGCAAGUUAAUACAGUUUAAAUGUUUGCAAUGAGAAUGUUUUUAAAAAAAUAUAUCCGUAUGGAGUUUUUCUUUUAGAACACAAAAGGCUGAUAUAGCCAAGAACAAUUUAUUUCAAUCAUAGGUCUGUGUUAUUAUUUGAAAAACUCGUAUGCUGCGCUUCCCUCUGUUUAUUGUUUGUUCAGUUUCCAACUUUAUUUAAAUGGGUUCAAGCAAGAUG